Hydra vulgaris (swiftwater hydra) is the source of this 3431-nucleotide messenger RNA. Lineage: Eukaryota; Metazoa; Cnidaria; Hydrozoa; Anthoathecata; Hydridae. The record is from RefSeq and is a predicted model, not a curated record.
AAAUAAGAAAAAAUUAGCUGUACGCGCGUACAAAUAAUGCCUACCAAAAAAUUAAUAAAAAAGUAAUUGUAUUAAUUUUUUUUAUUAUUACAUGUAUUUGAUGUUGCAUGGAACGAUUGAUAGUCAAAUAGUGUGUAAUAUUACUCUUGAUGGUUAAGUAAUUCUCUGGUUACAGCAAUAUAUUAUGGGAUAAUAAAUAAUAGUAUAUUGAUAAAAUGGAAUCUUGUGGAUUUGGAAAAGUUUUAAAUGAUAAAUGUCACAAAAUCUGUUUUAUUCAAAAACAAGGAUUAAAAGAUUUUUGUAAUCUAGAAAAGGAUUUUCAAGAUACUUAUAUUUGGAGGUCUGGCUUGCUUGAGAUUACAUUAGAAGAAGAUUUAAAGUCAAUUUGUUUUCAUCAUAAGCAGGUUUUAGGACCAAUAUUUCUACUAAAGAAUGAUAAGUGUUGUUAUGUUUUAAAGAGAUACAAAAAGAAAGUUAAAGAUGCUGAAUACAAAGAGUAUGUUUUGGAAAUCAGGUGCUGAAACUGAUAAUGAUUUAAGUAUUAAGAUGUUGCAUUAAGGUGAAAAGAAUUCUUUCUUUUAAGCAUUUUAAUGUUGUGUAAGAGAAAAAUAUCAAACUUAUAUUAUAUCUUCUUAAACUGUCUUCGGAAAAUCCACUCGAUUUCUCAAUAUUUUUAGUAUUGAUUAGGUAUUAAAGUUGUUUGAAAUAAAAAAAAAAACUUGGUAUAACACAACCUCGCCGUGUUACAGUUGCUACUGUUGCUAAUAGAGUAACUAAAAACUUGGAAGAAUAUGUAGUAGGAUAUUCAAUUCGUGUUGAAGACUGCAUCGAUAAAGAUUUGAUAAAAAUUAAAUUACUAAUGAUUAUUUGAUAAGAAAAAUGAUGAUUUAUUUUUUGUUUUUUAAGUACAGCGUUUUAAUGUUAAAUGAAGUUUACGAUCGGACACUUUAUAUUGACGUUAUAACUGGAUUGCUUUAGUAAACUUUGUGCCAACAGCCGGAACUUUGAUUGAUUAUUUCUUUCGCUAAACUAGAUUUUGAAAAAUAUCAAAAAUAUUUUACUACUUCCAUUAUAUGGUGACUUACUCUUGGCUGAGCAAUUAAAUAUUUUUCGACGUACUCCUCCAAAUACCAGUAAAAAUUUUCAUCGAUUAAUGUUGCUGAAGCCUCAAUUAAUAUAGACGGUUUAUAAUAUAACCAAUAUCAUAACUGGUAUUGUUUAUAUUUUAGACUCAAUAUCGACGGUUUAUACCAAAACCAAUGCCAUAACUGGUAUUGCUUAUGGUAAAGACUCUUUUUUUUGUUAAUUUAAAAGCAUAAAAUGCUGCAUCAAGAUUUAACUCUCUUGUGAUUAUACCUAUAUUAAAAGCAUCAGCUGAUCGACUAUCAGGAUGAUUGUUAGGGAAUCGUGCAGUAAAAGCAUAUCGUCUCUAUCCAGAAAGUGAGUUUGAUAAGUUUAUUCAUAAUUCCAGAGAUACAAAGAACUUAUUUAGCCUCCGUUAUUUUACAAUUAAAAAGUAUAGGAAUAAGUGAGUUAUGAAGGUAUUAUUGAGAAUUUUCUAAAAGCACCACCAGCUCAGGUGAUCAUAACAAUUAUAAAAGUUUAAAUGCUUUACUUGUGUUCAGCUUUAUUUUUAUAGUUGGAGUUUACUUGAAUUAUUUUACGUUAGUAUUUUCACUCAAAAAUAUCAGCAUAAAAUUAUGAGAAUUUUCAGACAAAUGUAAUCCUUAAAUUAUAUUACCAUAAGUUAAUGCAAUAAUUUCCCCCUUGCAACAAACAUGUUUUACUUUCGUAAGAUAAUUAUAGUUUUCUUUUUAUUAAGUUAUAUAAAAUCAGGGCCGUCCCGAAGAGAUUUUAAUGGUAGGGGGGGGUGUGUGUGACGUAUCUAUUUUAUGCCCAGUAAGACCUAGAAUUUUGUUUUUUUCCGACUAUGAUAAAAAAAAAAGUCGACUGCCAACUAGAUUUGCAGAUUAAAUUUUGCAGACUCCAGUAUCCAAUUUGCCGACUAUUAAUUUCCUAGAAAGGUUUGACACCACAUACGCCCCUCGGGACGCCUCUGUAUAUCAUAUAAGUCAAUAUUUUGCAUUAUUAUUUUUUUUCAUCUUUUAAGAAUCUUAUUAAGUAAUGGAAUGUAAUUUUUUACAAAUACCACACCAUGUAAUUGCAAAUAUUAGUGAAUGGUUAAGUAUUGAUGAUAUUAAAUCGAUUCGUCUUACUUGCACUACGUUAUACCGUCUUAGUUUUUGUAAAGAAGUGCUUCAAAGAAUUCAUCUCCAACCACGGUGCAUCAGUGAAAGAUUGAUCAUAUUUAUAGAAAAGCUUCUUCAUGGAAAAUUUAUUCGUAUGUCGCUUCAUAAAUUAAAUUCAGCUGGUGCUCUUUGUUUAAUAAACAAAUUACCAAAUAUUACAGAUUUGACAGUAGGAGCGCAACAUUUAUCGAUUGUUAGCUCGUCGUGUAAAUUUAUACGCAGACUUGCCUUGGUUGAUGACAAGCUCGUGUUUAUUCCUGAGGAAACAGAUGUUUGCGACGAAUAUUUUCAAAGUCUUAAGUUAUUAGAAUUUCUAUCAGAAAUUACAUUAUAUGGUUGCCACCAAGUAUACUCAAUCGAAGUUAUUUCUCAAAUUGUAAAAUAUUCAAAGAACCUCUGCCUUUUCUCGUUAAACUUUCUGACUUUGUCUACCCCUAAAAAAAAUAGAAAGCCAAUACUUCAUGCAAUAUUGAACUCGAGUCAUGUCCGCCAUUGGAAAUUUCAAUCUGUGAUGUUUUUGUCCAACUCAGCUAUUGUUUUACCUUUAACUACUCUUACGUUUGAAUGUAUCGACACAAUACUAUCGCCAUUAGAUGAGCGACACAACCAAAUAGAAAAAAUUCUUCUUGAUGGUAUGAUACCCUACAAUGCUAAGUUCUGGGGAAAAAAUAAUUUUGUAAAUCUGAAAUCGCUAGAAAUAAGAAAAGCGUUUUUUUAUCAUUCAAAACUUCCUCUUUGUUCGUGUUUAAAAUUUUUAAAACUGGUUGAUUGUCAUGCGUCUUUAAAGUAUAUCUUGGAACUCUCGCGUGCAGUUGAAGUUUCGUUGAAACGUUUAUCAGUACAAGCGUAUGAUUCGUUUGAUGAUAUUGCCAUUUUAAAGAUAUUAUCAAAGUUCAAGUUCUUAGAAGAACUCGAAUUAGUUAACAUGGAAAAGUUAACAAUUGCUAUAUUUUUAGAAAUAAAACACAAACAUUUAAAAGUUAUACGUUUCAAAGGAUGUAAAAAAAUCGCACUUUCAAACGUCGAGUCUAUUAAAAAUAUGGUAACUUUUCGCAUUGAUGUUUCUGAUACAUUUAGAAAAGAUUCAAGUAUUUUUUUAGUUUGGUAAAUUUCUAUACAUAAUGUUUAUAUAGGCAAAUAUGAUAACAGUUUUUUAAAACAGACAAAUGACAAAUAACUAAU